AUGGCUGCCGCCGCCCAAGACUUCUCCUCGGCGACGCCCUCCGUGGCAAAAGCCGACAUCUUCCACCCCCUAUGCCCUUUGACGGGCGCCGAGAUCACCACGACCGCGAACCUGGUCCGAUCGGUCUGGCCGUCCAACGUCGAUCUGCGUUUCAAGGUCGUCACCCUCGAUGAGCCGCCCAAGAAGCAGAUGGUUUCUUAUCUGGAGGCCGAACAUAGUGGGGCGCCGCUGCCUCAGAUCCCGCGGAAGGCUUUUGUGUCCUAUUACAUUCGCAACACGGACCGCUUCCAUGAAGCCGUCGUCAACCUCUCCGCCGGCAAGGUCGAAAGCAAUGUCCGCUUGGGCCCCAACGUGCACGGCAAUGGAGACUAUGACGAGAUCUUGCAAGUGGAGAAAGCCGCGUUGGAAGACGAGGGCGUCAAGGCUGCUCUCGCCAAAUUGAAACUGCCAGAAGGCACUGCCAUCACUGCCGAUCCAUGGAUUUAUGGCUCCGAUGGCGUCAACGACGACGAAAGACUCUUCCAAGUCUUCAUGUACAUGCGUGACCCUGCCAACCCCGGCGAAUUGGACUCGAACCACUAUGCCUUCCCACUGCCCUUCUCACCCGUGGUUGAAUGCAACACGUUCAAAGUUAUCCGGCUCGACUAUCUGCCCACGGGCGCGGACAACACGAUCCACGAGCUCCGGCCGUACGAACCGGUCCCGCCCAACGAAUACCUCCCGGAAGCGCAACCAUCGCUUCGCAAAGACCUCAAGCCUCUGCGCGUGCUGCAGCCGGAAGGAGCGUCGUUCACGCUGACCCCAGCCGGCGAGACGGGUCAUGUGGUCGAAUGGCAAAAGUGGUCGUUCCGCGUCGGCUACAACCAACGCGAGGGCAUGGUUCUGUACGACGUGCGCUACGACACGCGGCCUCUGUUCUACCGACUGUCCCUGUCGGACAUGAACAUCCCGUACGCGGACCCACGGCACCCGUUCCACAAGAAGGCCGCCUACGACCUGGGCGACGCCGGCGCGGGCGCCAUGGCCAACAACCUCAAACUGGGCUGCGACUGUCUCGGACACAUCCAGUACCUGACGGCGGUGAUUACGGACGACAAAGGCCUCCCCGUGCCGCUGGAGAACUGCGUGUGCGUGCACGAACAAGACGCCGGGAUCGGGUGGAAACACACCAACUACCGCACGGGGCGGGCGGCCGUGGUGCGCAACCGCGAGCUCGUGCUGCAGAGCAUCAUCACCGUGUCCAACUACGAAUACAUCCUGGCGUUCAUGUUCAACCAAGCCGGAGAAGUGAUCUACGAGGUACGCGCCACGGGGAUCCUGUCGACGCAGCCGAUCGACCACGAGCUCGACAAGGUCGGCGUGCCCUUCGGCACGGUCGUGCACCCGGGCGUGCUGGCGGCGCACCACCAGCACAUUUUCUCGCUGCGCAUCGACCCCAUGCUCGAGGGCCACGCGAACCGGCUGGUCUACGACGAGGCGCACGCCAUGCCGCUCGACAAGGACUGGAACCCGCACGGCGUCGGGUACACGGUGGCGGAGACGGUCGUCGAGCGCGCCGGCGGCCUGGAUCUCAACGCCGACGCAAACCGCACCUUCAAGAUCCAGAACCCGGCCGUGCGCAACCCAGUCAACGGCAAGCCCGUCGCCUACAAGAUCCACGCCCCGCCGUUCCAGAAGCUGCUGGCCCAUCCGUCCUCGUACCACUUUAAGCGCGCCGAGUUCGCCGACCACAACAUCUACGUCACCACCCACCGCGACCGCGAACUCUACGCCGGCGGAUGGUAUACCAACCAGUCGCGCGGCGGGACCGGCGUGCGCAGCUUCGCCGCCCGCAACGACAGCGUCAAGGACACCGACAUCGUCGUCUGGGUCCAGUUCGGCAUCAACCAUGUCCCCCGCAUCGAGGAUUUCCCCGUCAUGCCCUGCGAGAUCCUCAAGGUCAGCUUGAAACCCGUCAACUUCUUCGAUCGCAACCCGGCCCUCGACGUCCCCCCGUCCGAGCAGAGCUUCAACCAGUCCACCCUGGCCACCAACAUGCAUCAUCAACCCGCGCUGGAGGCCACCGUCGGCAAGGAUGGCGCUUGCUGUGGGCCGGCCGAGCAGCCGGGCAAGAGUAGAUUGUGA
Molecule: messenger RNA, 2124 nt
Organism: Capronia coronata CBS 617.96
Lineage: Eukaryota; Fungi; Ascomycota; Eurotiomycetes; Chaetothyriales; Herpotrichiellaceae
Product: primary-amine oxidase
Exons: 3
Coding region: 1-2124 (707 amino acids)
Biological process (GO): amine metabolic process
Molecular function (GO): primary methylamine oxidase activity; copper ion binding; quinone binding
Source: RefSeq, a predicted model, not a curated record